Fomitopsis serialis is the source of this 777-nucleotide messenger RNA. RefSeq names its product glycoside hydrolase family 12 protein. The transcript has 4 exons. Gene Ontology annotation, molecular function: cellulase activity. Gene Ontology annotation, biological process: polysaccharide catabolic process. NCBI's taxonomy places the organism in Eukaryota, Fungi, Basidiomycota, Agaricomycetes, Polyporales, Fomitopsidaceae. The record is from RefSeq and is a predicted model, not a curated record. Bases 1 to 777 code for a protein of 258 amino acids.
AUGCCUCCCCUUGCACUCGUUCUCCUCCCUUUCCUUGGCCCCGCACUCGCCCUUCCCGCGCCUACGCCGCGCGCCGCACUGCUCGACACGACCUCCUACUGCGGCCAAUGGGACACCGUCACCGCCGGCCCGUACAUCCUCAACCUCGACCAAUGGGGCAUCUCGAACGCGACGGGCUCUGACUGCGCCAACCUCGCCAGCCUCAGCGGGAACACCAUCGCCUGGGAGAGCGAGUGGUCCUGGUCCGGCGGCAGCGGCGUCAAGACGUUCACUAACAUCGAGCUCACCGACGGCAUCAACGUCCAGUUGAGCGCCAUCAGCUCCAUCGACUCUUCCUGGUCGUGGAGCCAGUCCGGUUCGGGCACCAUCGUGUCGGACGUCGCCUACGACCUCUUCACUUCCGCGACCUCCGGCGGCUCCUCCGAGAACUACUGGGAGAUCAUGGUCUGGCUCGCCAACUACAGCUCCGGCCCGAUCUCCUACAACUACGACUCCUCCGGCAACGCCGUGCCCAUCGAGACCGGGCUCUCCCUCGCCGGACACACCUGGGACCUCUACUACGGCUCCAACGGCUACAAUUACGUGUACUCUUUCCUCCCGUCGAGCACCGUCGCGAGCUUCGCGGGCGACGUCAACCUCUUCCUCCAGUACCUCACCUCGGCGCAGUCCCUCCCGAGCACCCAGUACCUCACCACGUUCGAUGCCGGCUCGGAGGCUACUAGCGGCAGCGACGUAACGCUCACGACGAGCGCAUACUCCGCGGUCAUUUCGUCUUGA